Molecule: messenger RNA, 900 nt
Organism: Aplysia californica (California sea hare)
Lineage: Eukaryota; Metazoa; Mollusca; Gastropoda; Aplysiida; Aplysiidae
Exons: 1
Coding region: 1-900 (299 amino acids)
Source: RefSeq, a predicted model, not a curated record
AUGGAGACAGAUGAAGCAAAAGGCCGGGCUUUCCUUGAGAGGUACAUCAAGCAGACUCACCAAGGCAACAUGGAGGAGCGUGCUAACAUCAGGGCAAUUAUGACGACUGCUGUGCCAGGGGUGCAGUAUGGAGAGGGUGUCACAAUACAGGACGUGAAACGGGUCAUAAGUGGAACGAAGGAUAGUGCAGCAGGGCCUGAUGGGGUGAGAUACAGCUAUUUUAAGGAUGCAGAUGAAAAAGAUCUACAGGGCAUGGUGGAGGACUUCAACGAGAGUCUGGCCAAAGGCAAGAUCCUAGAGGAGUGGCUACACAGCUACCUCAUGCCUCUUCCUAAACCAGGCAAAGACCACUCCAACAUCAAGGGAUACAGAAUCAUCACCAUGCAGAACACGUAUGGAAAGAUCCUGGAAAAGAUUGUAGCCAAAAGACUGGCAAUUUACCUAGAGAUGAAAAAGCUCCUUCCAGACGGCCUUGGAAGCUACAGACCAGGGAAAGACACCUGCACAAACACGGCGGUGUUAGCCUAUGAUGUAGUUGAAGGGUUCCAGAGAAAGGAGGAGACAGCAAUGGCUGCUAUAGACCUAGAGGGUGCUUACAACCGAGUGGAUUACGGCAAGCUCAUGGAUCUCCUGAUGGAAAUGGAUGUUGACCCCUGGUUGAUACAAUGGAUCUCCGAAGCUCUGUUUGAGAGGAAGGUGGUGCUGAGAAGUGGGCGAUGGAUGUCAGACCCAGUAGUGAUUGCCUCAGGACUGCCACAAGGAUCAGCAUUAUCACCGGUUCUGUUCAACAUAUAUACAUCCAAAAUUGCCAGGAUCGGUGUAAGUGGAGCAGGAAGAAUCCUCACAUUUGCAGAUGAUGUGAUGAUCUACGGAGAAGGUCGCGAUAGGCUAGCAGUUUGA